AUGGAUGCAACAACAAAAAUCUUAGUGGUGGGCGAUGUGCGGGGUCGUUUCAAGCAACUUUUUCAACGUGUCGAACAGGUGAACAAAAAGGCGGGACCCUUUGAAAUUCUUUGCUGCGUCGGCGACUUCUUUGGCGAGGAAAAGCAAAACGACGAACUGAUUGCCUACAAAAAUGGUUUCAAGCAUAUCACCGUGCCGACAUAUAUACUUGGUCCCAAUCGCAAGGAGCACCAACAGCACUUUGAGAAUCUGACGGAUGGUGAAGUUUGCCCAAAUCUCACAUAUCUCGGCAAACGUGGCGUCUACACUCUCAGCAGUGGCGUAAAGAUUGCAUAUUUGAGCGGCAUGGAAGCAGCUGUGGGAGAUGCAGCUGCCAGUCAUGAGUUCACCAAAGCGGACAUUGGAGCGGUGCGCAACUCCUGUUUAGUGUCCAAGAACUGCUCUACGGAAUAUCGUGGUGUAGAUGUGUUGCUAACAUCGCAAUGGCCCUAUGGCAUACAAGAGAAGGAGAAUACCAACGCCUCCAAGUUGAUAUCAUUUUUGGCGCGUGAGAUUAAGCCACGUUAUCAUUUCUGUGGCAUUAAUGGCAGCCACUUUGAAUGCCCGCCCUUUCGUAUGCCCAAGGACGAGACAACACAAUUCGAGCUCUGCACACGGUUCAUUUCCCUGGCCGAAGUUGGAAAUGCAGAGAAGGCCAAAUAUAUCUAUGCCCUGAGUUUAAAGCCAGUGGAUAAAUCACGCCUUCUAGAUCUAGUGCAAAAGACCACCAAUGAGAUAGAAUGUCCAUUCAUUGGUCUGGAUUUAAGUGGCUCAAUCAGUAAAAAUGAAACGUCGGAGAAUCGUCAGUAUUUCUAUGACAUGGACUCGAGUGGCAAUCGCAAGCGUCAAGGCAAUCAAGGCGGCAAAAAUAAACGGCCUAGAAUACAACAAAUUGAUCAGGAGAAAUGUUGGUUCUGUUUGUCCUCACCGGAUGUGGAGAAACAUUUAAUUAUUGCCGUUGGUGAACGUUUCUAUUUGGCUUUGGCCAAAGGACCCAUCAACAGUCAUCAUGUUCUAAUAAUGUCCACCAAGCACAUACCCUGCUCGGCGCAAUUGAGUCCAGAGGACUGGGAGGAGUUGGAUAAGUUUAAGAACAGUCUGAGACAAUUUUUCAAGUCGCUGGGUCAGGCUGUGUGCUUUACCGAGCGUCACUACAAGUCCGUGCAUUUGCAAAUCAAUGUCCUGGCCUUCGAAGAGGGCUAUGCCUGGAAGAUAAAGCAUAGUUUCGAGGACAAGGCUGAGGAAUUCAAUUUGGAAUUCGAAACACUGCCACAAUUGACAUCGGCGAAAAUGUUACCCGAAAUGGGACCAUAUUUCCUAGCAGAAUUGCCCGAUGAAUCUACAUUAAUUACGCGACAGAUGAAACAUUUUCCUUUGCAUUUUGCCAGGGACGUUUUUUGUUCGGAGAAUUUGCUGAAUUGCGAUGAGAAAGUCAAUUGGAAGGAAUGUCUUCUGGAGAAAGACGAAGAGCUGGCACAUGUUGAAUCAUUCCGUAAAGCUUUCCAACCAUUUGAUUUUACUGAUGACGAUGAUGAUUAAAUAGAAAGAGAUAAGUUUUGUUUUGUAUAAAAUCUCAUGUCAACCUUUA
Drosophila willistoni is the source of this 1627-nucleotide messenger RNA. RefSeq names its product CWF19-like protein 1 homolog. Lineage: Eukaryota; Metazoa; Arthropoda; Insecta; Diptera; Drosophilidae. Gene Ontology annotation, biological process: mRNA splicing, via spliceosome. Gene Ontology annotation, cellular component: post-mRNA release spliceosomal complex. The record is from RefSeq and is a predicted model, not a curated record. Bases 1 to 1578 code for a protein of 525 amino acids. Gene Ontology annotation, molecular function: RNA lariat debranching enzyme activator activity. The transcript is spliced from 7 exons.